Paramacrobiotus metropolitanus is the source of this 1385-nucleotide messenger RNA. Its product is annotated as cytochrome P450 2C8-like. Gene Ontology annotation, molecular function: heme binding; iron ion binding; oxidoreductase activity, acting on paired donors, with incorporation or reduction of molecular oxygen, reduced flavin or flavoprotein as one donor, and incorporation of one atom of oxygen. Lineage: Eukaryota; Metazoa; Tardigrada; Eutardigrada; Parachela; Macrobiotidae. Gene Ontology annotation, biological process: xenobiotic metabolic process. Gene Ontology annotation, cellular component: cytoplasm; intracellular membrane-bounded organelle. The record is from RefSeq and is a predicted model, not a curated record.
AUGGAGUCCACCGGAGAAGCGGGAAGGUUCACGUUAGUCCUCACCAAAGCCUUGGCUGAUAUAAACCCAUCGUAUAGUUCUGUUUCUGGGCUGAUUUAUUUCCGAUCAAAACGAACAGCUGUCAACAAUCUUCCGCCCGGACCUCCAGGUCUGCCGGUCGUGGGAAAUCUGCUGCAACUGGGAAGAACGCCUCCGUUCAAACGCUUCAUGGAAUGGCGGAAGACGUAUGGUGAUACUUUCCUGGUUAAGAUGGGCAGUGACGUCCUGAGCGACGAGGUCACCGCCGGACGGGAUCAGGGAUUUGUUUUCCUUAAAGAACUUGCAGGAAAAGGCCUAAUAUUAACGCAGGGAGAUGUAUGGAAAGAACAACGUCGUUUUGCUAUUUCCACGCUGCGCGACUUCGGCAUGGGCAAGACCUGGUUGGAAGAUAAUAUUAUUGGUGAAGUGGAGGAUAUGUGCGGUGUCCUGAGACAGCUCAAUCAACAGCCCUUUGAUCCCAAAACACUGUUAUCCCACUCGGUCUCCAACGUAAUUUGCUCUUGGUUUUUCGGAAAACGGUUUGACCAUUCGGAUGCGAAAUUUGGCAAAUUGUCGACGCUAUUCGCCGAAAAUGUACAGGUCAUUGAAGAGCAGUUGAUCAUCUCCGUAUUGGACUUGUUCGCUGCCGGAACGGAAACAACAGCAACAACCACCCUGGCGUUGAUCUUUCUCCUGGAGAAUCCGGACGUCAUGAGCAAAAUGCAGAAGGAAAUCGACGACCAUAUUGACGAUCAUGUUAGACCACAGACGUUGGUAUAUACAUGGUCCAUUUCUCCGGUAAACUUACUCUGUGGUCUAACUUGUGACCGUCACUACAGUAGUUGCAUACCUAACACAUAUAAGGACGUUGCAGGUCUGCUGCCCUACACCGAAGCCGCAAUUUUGGAAAUCCAGCGAUGCGCCAGCCUAGUACCACUGGGAGUUUUCCACCAAAUACUGGCGGAUACGGUGAUUGACGGAUACAAUGUCCCCAAGGGUACACUGCUGGCUGCCAAUCUGUACAGUAUCCAUCACGAUCCACGCUACUGGAAAAAUCCGGCCUCCUUCGAUCCUAAUCAUUUUCUGGACGCUGACGGAAAGGUGGUACAUCCAGCAGCUGGGUUCGCUCCUUUUGAAGUUGGCAAAAGGUCAUGCCUGGGAGAAGCUAUGGCCAAGAUGGAACUGCAUCUCUUUAUUGCCAACAUAGUCAAGAAUUUCAAUGUGGAAAACGAGCCGGGAAAGAAAAUUUCCCAUGAAAAUUACGUCUCCAGCUUCAUUAUCGGUCCAUCGCCCUAUAAAAUAGUUUUUAUUCCACGAUGAGCGUAUAAUUAUUUUGCUUAAGGAAUGUUUUGUAUUGAUGGUUUACU